CUGGAGGCUGGGGCGGGAAGCUGGGCGGCAUGCAAGGUGGAAAGGAACUGAGUGAGCAGGCCUUGUUCCGGAGAAAGGGGUUUCUCUAGUGCGUGUGGUCAGAUGAUUGUCUCUGUACCUUGGAGUGACAGCGGCUUUGAGACUGGGCAAGGACUUCUGGUCUGAAGCAGAGGGUGACAAGAACUGCUCUGUCUCCAAAUCCAUCAUGGAGCAGAUCGAUGGAUCUGUCCAGAUGGAGUGUGCAUUGCUGUACAGCUUCCUGGAGGUAUCCCCUGACUGCAAGUUCAAAGAGCAACUGCAUAUUCUGCAAAGCCAGGGAAUUAUGCCUUGCCUGAGAGGUAGCUAUGAUGCUGAACUGGAACUUCAGACCGAUGGCAAUCGGAGUGGCCACUUGCAGAAUGGUGAGCUAGGGUAUGGCCCUGAGGUAGAUGAAGAAGUUGUCCGGAUCAUUGCUGCUCAGCUCGCUGAGAUUGGAGACCAGUUUGAUAAAGAAAUCAAAGCAAGAGUAGUAAAUGAUCUGGUGCAGCACUUUCUGAAUGAGAAUCUGUCCAGAGAGGAGAUAACCCGGCGCAUGUCAGAGGCAGUGGAAGGGCUUGCACGAGCCAUCCCCUCAGACAUGGAACGGGAGAAGGCCAUGUUGGUGCUAGCAAUGGUCUUAACCAAAAAAAUUGCGAAUACAAUGCCAUCCCUUCUCCAACGUGUCUUCAGCACCACUGUGAACUACAUCAGCCAGCAUCUCCAUAACUACAUUGUCAGAAUGCUGCCCUCCAAUGAGUGAGCUCUCCAGCCCUUCGUGUGCAGAAUGCAGCUCUUGAAGACUUUCUACUUCUGAUGUAUGCAAAUCAUUUUCUCUGCUCAUAACUUCUGAGGUACAGCUGUGACAGGGAGGGCAGAGCUUCAUAGAUAGAUAGGCUUUUGUAGACUAGCACAGCAAUGAUGGCAGUGUGCGCCGUGUGCAUGAGAAAUUGUAAAGGGAGAGGGAGGGGUAGGUAUAGCAGAGCUUUAGAUCUUGCUAAAAAGAGAAAAAAGGUAUCAGCCUUGGAUCAGGAGGAAUACCUGGUAUCUCUUAUGUGUGUGUUGUUACCACAUCUCAGGUUCAACAGACUUGGACUCAGGUUGUUUGAUACAUACCUGUAGUCCACACAGGGCAGCAAAAACUUCACCUGUGAUCCUGCUGCCUCAGGUUAUCAAUGUAUGUAAAUAUUUUGUGGGUUUUUUUAACUUAAAUAAAACUGUCACUUCUCAUGGCAAUACAGCUCUUGA
Messenger RNA from Cuculus canorus (common cuckoo), 1263 nucleotides. RefSeq names its product BH3 interacting domain death agonist (gene BID). The transcript has 6 exons. The record is from RefSeq and is a predicted model, not a curated record. Gene Ontology annotation, biological process: positive regulation of intrinsic apoptotic signaling pathway; apoptotic mitochondrial changes; positive regulation of extrinsic apoptotic signaling pathway. The coding region runs from base 206 to 778 and encodes 190 amino acids. Gene Ontology annotation, cellular component: mitochondrion; cytosol; cytoplasm. NCBI's taxonomy places the organism in Eukaryota, Metazoa, Chordata, Aves, Cuculiformes, Cuculidae.